Molecule: messenger RNA, 881 nt
Organism: Salvia hispanica
Lineage: Eukaryota; Viridiplantae; Streptophyta; Magnoliopsida; Lamiales; Lamiaceae
Product: cytochrome b561 domain-containing protein At2g30890-like
Molecular function (GO): heme binding; transmembrane monodehydroascorbate reductase activity
Source: RefSeq, a predicted model, not a curated record
CCAAUCUUCAUUUAUAUAUAUGGUCACAGACUUACAGUUAUAGCCAUCUUCAUCAUAUCUUACCAUAUGUACAAACAUGUUAGCUCCACACAACCUCAUUUCUCUUGCAGGCUUGCUCCUCUUCAAUCUUCUUCCACUAGCUUCAUCACUUGAUCAACACAUCAACAUUAAUCCAAAGGUGACUCCCAAACUGUCAUAUGAGAUCAAACUCCAUGGAUUCCUCCUAUGGGCUUCUGUUGGUUUCUUGAUGCCAAUCUCCAUACUCAUAAAGAGGAUCUCAAAUGCCAACCCAUCUCCCACUAACCUCAGAAUCAUAUUCUACACUCAUGCCAUCACCCAGGUGUGUGCAGUCCUUGUUGCAGCAGCAGGAGGAGUGAUAUCAAUAAAACACUUCGACAACUCAUUCACCAACCAACACCAGAUAAUAGGUCUCCUCUUCUACGCCGCCAUAUGGUUCCAAACAAUGCUCACCAUCAUGAGGCCACACAGGGGAAGUAGAGGCAGGAAGAUUUGGUAUGUGGUGCACUGGCUAGUGGGAAUUGCAGCCUCAUUGGUGGGAGUGAUCAAUGUGUUCACUGGCUUACAAGCUUACCAUGAAAGAACAUUGGAGGAUGUAAGAAUUUGGACAGCUAUUUUUAUAGUUGAGCUGUGUUUGGUGCUGCUUGUCUAUCUUCUUCAAGAGAAGUGGCACUACUUGGGGCAACAUGGCACCGCGUCGAAGUCGCAGACAGCUCACCACAAGUUGAGUGAAGAAGAGAGCUGUGUUUGAAGCAAACUAGUGAGUUUACUUUCAACUAAUAUUGUAUAUGUUUGAAGAGUGAGGAAUGUAAUGAAAUUCAACAAGUCCCUGAGAAAUGGAAAAGGUUAUGAUUCAUUUUACU